AUGAAAACAAAUAUUGUAUCACUUAAACUGUUUGAAGAAGAAGAUGUCAAACUCCCUGUUGUGUUGACCAUCGCUGGAAGUGACUCUUCUGGCGGAGCAGGAAUUGAGGCAGAUCUCAAAACGUUUAGUGCCUUUGAUGUUUAUGGCAUGACUUGCAUCACAGCAUUGACUGCGCAGAAUACUACUGGCGUAAAGACAUACAAAGAGACUUCGAGGGAAUUGGUGCAUGAAAUAUUGAAAGCGAAUUUGGAGGAUAUGUACGAAAAUGAAGAAAAAGGGCCAUUGAAGGUGAUCAAGACUGGUAUGUUGACCAAAUCGGCUAUUGAAGAGUUGGCACAAUUCGACUUGAAAAUAAAAAUGGUGAUUGACCCAGUAAUGGUUACCACAUCAGGUAGUAAAUUAUUGGACCACGAAGGUGUAAAACUUUGUGUUGAUAAUUUGAUGAAGAAUGCUUUUUUGGUUACACCAAACUUUGUUGAAGCAGAGACUAUUUAUAAAAUAUUGGGCAAAUCAGCUCAAGUGAAGCAAUUGGAUGAAUUUAUCAAGUUUACCGUUGACUUGCAGAAAAUGGUUGGGUGCAAGAACAUCUUGGUCAAGGGAGGUCAUAUCCCAUUUGAUGCGAAUGGUAAAGUUGUUGAAGACACGACAGCGGAAGGACAAGCACAACCACAAAGUAAUCCAGGGCUCAAGGUUAUUGAUGUAUUGUAUGAGAGCGAAAAUGAUGUUGUCACCAUUUUUGAAUCCAAGUAUAUUGAGUCAGACAACUCUCAUGGAACAGGAUGUACCUUGGCCUCAGCAAUUGCUGCAAACAUUGCCAAAGGAACCUCUUUAGCAGAUAGCGUUGCCAUUGGGAUUGAUUACAUCCAUCAAGGUAUGCUGAAAAUGUCGAAAUUGGGACAUGGCAAAGGUCCACUUAACCAUAAUGUGAAACCUAGAGAAGCUAUAAGCGACCUUGUCAACACCACUCUGAAUAAUCAAGUCAAAUUUGACGAGAACUUUACCCUAUUGGAUUAUUUGAUCAACCACCCCGAUGUGAAAAGGAAUUGGGAAACGUAUGCAACACACCCAUUUGUUGAGUUAGUGGCUAAAGACGAAAUGCCGUUUGAAAAGUUUUUUUACUACUUGAAACAGGACUACCACUAUUUGAUUGUAUAUGCACGCAUGCAUGGGUUGGCUGCUUCUAAAGCACCUACUUACAAAGAGUCUCACGCGCAAGCUACAAUUAUUGGCGAGAUUGUCACUGAAAUUGAGAAGCACAAGGAAAAGUUGAAGGCUUAUAAUGUUGAUUACGAUAAAGACGAUGUACCUCCUGGAGAUGCAUGUGUGAGGUACUGCAACUACUUGUUGGAUAUUGGUAUGCGAGAGGACUUUUUAGGUAUCAAAGUUGCACUUGCACCAUGUUUGCACGGGUAUGCUGAUGCUGGUGCGUUUGGAAAGAGAAUUUUACAACAAAGACAGCAUCAGUUGAAGCAGCAAGAGCACGGUUCUGAUGCUGAUGCUGAUGCUGAUACUGGUGCUGGUGCUAGUACCAAUGAUACAGUUACUCCACACGAGUACCUGCACAUAUACCGCUCUUGGCUAGAUGAUUACACUUCAGAGUGGUUUCUCGAGGCAGAUGCCGCUGGUAAAGAAGCGCUCCAAAGAUUGAGUGCAGAUGGUCUUAGUGAACAUAGAUUGAAAGAGCUAGUCAAGAUCUUUAAUGAUGUCACCUUGUUGGAGAUUAACUUUUGGAGCGAGGUUUUAGAAUUAGACGUAUAG
Lodderomyces elongisporus is the source of this 1758-nucleotide messenger RNA. It is a transcript of the gene THI20, whose product is annotated as trifunctional hydroxymethylpyrimidine kinase/phosphomethylpyrimidine kinase/thiaminase. The transcript has a single exon. Gene Ontology annotation, cellular component: cytosol. The record is from RefSeq and is a predicted model, not a curated record. NCBI's taxonomy places the organism in Eukaryota, Fungi, Ascomycota, Pichiomycetes, Serinales, Debaryomycetaceae. Gene Ontology annotation, biological process: thiamine biosynthetic process. Gene Ontology annotation, molecular function: phosphomethylpyrimidine kinase activity; hydroxymethylpyrimidine kinase activity. Bases 1 to 1758 code for a protein of 585 amino acids.